Symphalangus syndactylus (siamang) is the source of this 2259-nucleotide messenger RNA. It is a transcript of the gene ZNF579, whose product is annotated as zinc finger protein 579. The record is from RefSeq and is a predicted model, not a curated record. NCBI's taxonomy places the organism in Eukaryota, Metazoa, Chordata, Mammalia, Primates, Hylobatidae.
UUUCCGGGGGGAAGGCUUAGGCAGUGACACCGAGCCCAGCCUCCUCCUCCACCCCCCACCACGCUCAGGCCCCCCUCCCUCCCUGCCACCACCGUCCGCGUUUGGCCGGCCGUGGGGAAGGAAGAAAGGAGCCAAGGAGGCGAGGCAUGGAUCCGCAGCCUCCUCCACCCGCCCAGGGCAGCCCACCUCACCGUGGCCGAGGCCGGGGCCGUGGCCGAGGCCGUGGUCGAGGCCGUGGCCGUGGCAGGGGGGGCGCUGGAGCCCCUAGGGCGCCCCUGCCCUGCCCCACCUGCGGCCGCCUCUUCCGUUUCCCCUACUACCUCUCCCGGCACCGGCUGAGCCACUCGGGGCUCCGGCCCCACGCCUGCCCGCUGUGCCCCAAGGCCUUCCGCCGGCCGGCCCACCUCUCCCGCCACCUGCGCGGCCACGGGCCCCAGCCCCCGCUGCGCUGCGCCGCCUGCCCCCGCACCUUCCCGGAACCCGCCCAGCUCAGGCGCCACCUGGCUCAGGAGCACGCGGGCGGCGAGGUCGAGCUGGCCAUCGAGAGGGUGGCCAAGGAGACGGCCGAGCCCAGCUGGGGCCCGCAGGACGGGGGCUCGGAGCAGCCCACCACGGCUGCGGCGGGGGCCACGGAGGAGGAGGCGGCCGCAGCGUGGCCUGAGACGUGGCCUGCGGGGGAGCCGGCCACACUGGCUGCGCCCACCAGCGCCGCGGAGCCCCGGGAGUCGGAGUCCGAGGAGGCCGAGGCCGGGGCAGCAGAGCUGAGGGCCGAGCUGGCGCUGGCGGCCGGGCGGCAGGAGGAGAAACAGGUCCUGCUCCAGGCAGACUGGACGCUGCUGUGCCUGCGCUGCCGCGAAGCCUUCGCCACCAAGGGCGAGCUCAAGGCGCACCCGUGUCUGCGCCCCGAGGGCGAACAGGAGGGUGAAGGGGGGCCCCCGCCACGCCCCAAGCGACACCAGUGCUCCAUCUGCCUCAAGGCCUUCGCCAGGCCCUGGUCCCUGUCGCGCCACCGGCUGGUCCACUCCACCGACCGCCCUUUCGUGUGUCCAGACUGCGGCCUGGCCUUCCGCCUCGCCUCCUACCUCCGCCAGCACCGCCGCGUCCACGGCCCCCUCAGCCUGCUGGCCCCGCUGCCCGCGGCGGGCAAGAAGGACGACAAGGCCUCGGGUGCACGGAACUCAGCCAGGGGGCCGGAGGGGGGCGAGGCGGCGGAGUGCGGGGGUGCCUCGGAAGGGGGAGAAGGCGGGCAGAACGGAGGCGACGCCGCCCCGGCUCGGGCCCCCGCCGGGGAGCCCCGCUUCUGGUGCCCAGAGUGCGGCAAAGGUUUCAGGCGCCGGGCGCACCUGCGGCAGCACGGGGUGACCCACUCGGGAGCGCGCCCCUUCCAGUGCGUGCGCUGCCAGCGGGAGUUCAAGCGCCUGGCCGACCUGGCGCGCCACGCACAGGUGCACGCGGGGGGCCCAGCCCCGCACCCGUGCCCCCGCUGCCCGCGCCGCUUCUCGCGCGCCUACAGCCUCCUGCGCCACCAGCGCUGCCACCGCGCAGAGCUGGAAAGGGCCGCCGCGCUGCAGGCACUGCAGGCCCAGGCCCCGACGUCGCCGCCACCGCCCCUGCCGCCCCUGAAGGCCGAGCAGGAGGAAGAAGGGCUCCCGCUCUCCCUCGCAAACAUUAAGGAAGAGCCGCCCUCUCCGGGGACCCCACCCCAGUCCCCGCCGGCUCCCCCUGUCUUCCUCAGCGCCUCCUGUUUCGACAGCCAAGACCACUCAGCCUUCGAGAUGGAGGAGGAAGAGGUAGACAGCAAGGCUCACCUGCGCGGGCUGGGGGGCCUGGCCUCCUGACCUUCGCCGCCCUGCCCUCCGCCGCUCCGCCUGAGCUCCCCGGUUUGCAGAAUGGAGGAGGGAAGUUGAAGGAGCCACCUCCUCUGACUACCCACCCGUCCCCUUCACGCCCUUGACACUAAGGAGUGGGGGGCCCUGGAUUGCCCCUUCCUCCCCCAUCGCCCGCCCCCAGAACCCCUGAUGCUGGUUAGGAACCGCUCACCCCAACAUGUGUCUUAAGGCAGGACGACUUGGAAAAAAAGGCGGCGGACAGUUGGCCAGAGGGAUGGAGACUGGUGGGGACGCCCCCGCCUGCCUGUCCCCCGUUACACACACUGGACACCAUCACCUCUUUGGAACUGCCAGACCCUGGGGGUCCCCAGUGAGCAAAGGUCUGUCCUUGUCCCUUUGUCUGUCUGUGAAUAAAUGUGAGUUCGUGAAA